AUGUCAACAUUCGGCACCCAAUUCAAAGUGACAACGUACGGCGAAUCCCACUGUGCCUCGGUAGGUUGCAUCGUCGAUGGUGUACCCGCCGGUCUAAGCGUUUGCGCUUCCGACAUCCAAGUUCAACUAUCACGUCGUCGACCAGGCCAAUCCAACCUCACCACCCCUCGGGAUGAGAAGGAUCGAGUCGAGAUCCAGUCCGGUGUUGAAAACGGCGUUACGCUUGGCACUCCGAUUGCCAUGUUAGUCCGCAACCAAGACCAACGACCGCACGAUUACACCGAUGAGACGCUGGAUGCCUAUCCGCGUCCCUCGCAUGCGGAUUUUACCUAUCUAGAAAAGUAUGGUGUCAAGGCGAGCUCCGGCGGUGGGAGGAGUAGUGCAAGGGAAACAAUCGGUAGGGUUGCAGCAGGAGCUUUGGCUGAGAAGUAUUUAAAAGAGGCAUAUGGGAUUGAAAUCGUCGCUUUUGUUAGUAGCGUUGGUAAGGUUCAUAUUCCGCGGUACCCUGGCGAGGAGUUGGCCUCGGAUGUGAAAGUUGCUCCCCCUGCCACUGCGACUGGCGAGGGAGAAGCCGGAGGGAAAUCCUUUUACGGAGAAGAUGCAAACGCAGGCGCACCCCAAACACAGGUGGACAAUGUAAUGCAUACUUGCAACCUUACUGAAGAAGAAGCAGAGGAACCGCUCUCGGCAUCCUUCCGCCAUCUGCUCUCGACCAUCACGCGCGAACAAGUGGAUAAGACUGCGAUCCGAUGUCCUCACGAACUGGCAGCAGAACGCAUGCGUCAACGCAUCCUACUUGCCAAAUCCAACAACGAUUCCAUUGGAGGCACCGUGACCUGCAUCAUCCGGCGCCUUCCAUCAGGCCUGGGAGAACCUUGCUUCGACAAACUGGAGGCCAAGUUGGCGCAUGCCAUGCUCUCCAUUCCUGCGACAAAAGGGUUUGAAAUCGGCUCCGGUUUCAGAGGCACAGAAGUUGCUGGAUCGAGACACAACGACAAAUUCAUCCUCAAACCAGACGGCCGUCUUGGCACCAUCACCAACUGGAGUGGUGGCAUUCAGGGCGGAAUCAGCAAUGGAGAAGAUGUAUAUUUCCGCGUUGGUUUCAAGUCUCCAGCAACCAUCUCCCAGGAUCAAGCGACAGCGACGUAUGCCGGUAAACAGGGAACCUUGAAUACCAGGGGAAGACACGAUCCAUGCGUCGUUCCGCGUGCAGUUCCGAUCGUCGAAGCUAUGGCUGCAUUGGUCAUUAUGGAUGCCGUGCUGGUGCAGAACGGUAGAGAGAGAACCAAGGCGUUAUUGAGUAGCCAGGCGGUGCAAGCUUUACCCAAUUCAAUGAAGAUGCCCAGCAGGAAAAGGCUCAGGGUUGAGGCUGAGAAAGAGAUGCAUGGCCACAUUUAA
Molecule: messenger RNA, 1398 nt
Organism: Ustilago hordei
Lineage: Eukaryota; Fungi; Basidiomycota; Ustilaginomycetes; Ustilaginales; Ustilaginaceae
Product: putative ARO2 - chorismate synthase
Exons: 1
Coding region: 1-1398 (465 amino acids)
Biological process (GO): aromatic amino acid biosynthetic process; chorismate biosynthetic process
Cellular component (GO): cytosol
Molecular function (GO): FMN binding; chorismate synthase activity
Source: RefSeq, a predicted model, not a curated record